Molecule: messenger RNA, 1422 nt
Organism: Trichomonas vaginalis G3
Lineage: Eukaryota; Parabasalia; Trichomonadida; Trichomonadidae
Product: UTP:glucose-1-phosphate uridylyltransferase protein
Exons: 1
Coding region: 1-1422 (473 amino acids)
Biological process (GO): glycogen metabolic process; UDP-alpha-D-glucose metabolic process
Cellular component (GO): cytoplasm
Molecular function (GO): UTP:glucose-1-phosphate uridylyltransferase activity
Source: RefSeq, a predicted model, not a curated record
AUGUCAACAGUACGCGAGAUUUUCGAGAAAGACGAAGCAGCAGGCCUUAAGGCUUUCGAAGAGAAGAUCAAACCACUCGGUUUAUCUGAAGGCGCCAAGGAAAAAUUACUUUACAUGUUCAAAUCAGCCUUUUCCAAGGCAUCUGCUGCCGAUUGCAUGAUUGACUGGCAAUAUGUCGUUCCACUUACAGACAAGGAACAAACACCAUACGAGACACUUAAGGAUCCAGAAAAUCCAGCUGAACUCCUCAAGAAGCUCGUUAUCGUCAAGCUCAAUGGUGGCCUUGGCACAACAAUGGGCUGCACAGGACCAAAGUCUCUCAUCUCCUGCAGAAACGGCAAGUCAUUCUUCGACAUUGUUGUUGACCAGGUCAAGGAGCUCAACGACAAGUACGGAACUGAUGUUCCACUUGUUCUCAUGCACUCCUUCAACACAGACGACAUCAUGAGACCACAUGUUGAAGCUGUCAAGGAUGUCAAAGUUAUCACAUUCAACCAAAACAAGUUCCCACGUAUCUACACAGACACACUUGAGCCAGUCCCAGAGAAUGCCGAGUCCCCAAUCUCAAUGUGGAACCCACCAGGCCACGCAGAUGUUUACCAUUGCCUCCGUGACUCUGGCUUACUUGACAAGUUCCUCGCUGAAGGAAAGACAAUCAUGAUGAUCUCCAACAUCGAUAACCUUGGCUCUGUUGUCGACCUCAAGGUUCUCAACAAGGCAAUUACAGAAAACCGCUCAUACAUGGCCGAAACAGUCCUCAAGACACUUGAUGACUGGAAGGGUGGCAUGCCAAUCAUGUACAAGGGCCACAUGAAGCUUCUUGAAACAGCUAUUGUUCCAAAGGAGCAUUUCAACGAUUACACAGAUAUGAACUUCCUCAACUACUUCCACGCCAACAACUUAUGGGUCAACCUUGUUACACUCAAGCAGGCUCUUUCCGAUGGAACACUCAAACUCGAUACAAUGAGAAACUACAAGAAGUACAACAACCGUGAAAUUGUACAAUUAGAAGCUGCUUGCGGCUCUGCAAUCCAGUCCUUCAAGGAUUCAUGCGCUGUCAGAGUUCCAAGAAACAGAUUCCUUCCAGUCAAGUCUUGCAACGAAUUACUAUUAGUCAGAGCUAACGUUUACAUCAUGGAGGGAUCCCACUUCGUCCGCAAUCCAGCCAGAAAGAUCGCUGACCUUCCAUCCAUCCAACUUUCUCAAAUCUACCAACACGUCGAAGACUUUGAGAAGAGAUUCCCAGAAGCUCCAGACAUGGUAGAUCUCGUCAAGCUCCACGUCGAUGGUGAUGUCUUCUUCGGCAAGAACAUCAAACUUGUCGGAAACGUCGACAUCCAGAUUCCAGCUGGCCAGACACUCACAAUCCCAGACGGAAAGGUUCUCAAGGACUGCACAAUUCGCAGUGCUGCUGAUUUGUAA